Molecule: messenger RNA, 2388 nt
Organism: Filobasidium floriforme
Lineage: Eukaryota; Fungi; Basidiomycota; Tremellomycetes; Filobasidiales; Filobasidiaceae
Product: replication factor RFC1 C terminal domain-containing protein
Exons: 17
Coding region: 1-2388 (795 amino acids)
Biological process (GO): DNA repair; DNA replication
Cellular component (GO): DNA replication factor C complex; nucleus
Molecular function (GO): DNA clamp loader activity; DNA binding; ATP hydrolysis activity
Source: RefSeq, a predicted model, not a curated record
AUGUACGAGGAUGUCCCGACGCCUGCGGUCAAAUCAACACCCAAGAAGAGUGAAGCUAGUCCGCAAAAGAAGAAGCCAGUCGAGAAGGACACAGAGAAACCUGCUGCGAAGAAACGAGGACCUAGCAAAGACGAGCGAGCUGCCGAGAUAGCGAGCCUAUUCAAGUGCGCUGCUGCACGACGAAAGAAGGAGGGCGUAGAGGAACUCGACAAGCCGCCUGGUCUACCCAACUGUUUGGCCGGUCUUACCUUUGUAUUCACCGGGGAGUUGAAUUCGAUGAGCCGAGAGGAAUCUACAGAAGUGGUCAAGCGGUUAGGAGGAAAGGUAACCACGAGUGUGUCGGGCAAUACAACAUACGUCGUCGCAGGAGAGGGAGCCGGACCGAGCAAAUUGAAGAAGAUCGAAGAACUGGGCAUACGUCAAGUUAGCGAGGCCGAGUUCUACGAUCUGAUCAGAUAUAGACCGUCUGGAGGGAAAUUGACCGAGAAGCAAAAAGAAGCUCAGGAGAAAGCAGAGAAGCAGAUGAAGGAAGAAGCUAAACGGAUGGAGAAGGAAGAACAGGCGACGGAAAAGGCCCAGGCGCGAAAAGCCGUGGUUGCAGGCAGGGAAGGCAUUGCAGCAAAGCGAGGUCCGGCGUUGAGCAGCCAGUUAUGGACGACCAAAUAUGCUCCCAAGACUUUGAAGGAGAUUUGUGGCAAUAAAGGUUUGGUCGAGAAGCUUGGAACUUGGUUGGAAGCCUGGCCAGCGAAUUACAAGGCUAAUUGGAAGAAGCCUGGAAAAGAUGGUUCGGGAAGCUUUGCAGCUGUCCUGAUCAGUGGCCCUCCGGGAAUCGGCAAAACGACCUCAGCGCAUCUCGUCGCCAAGCUCAAGGGCUAUUCUCCUAUCGAGUUGAACGCAUCCGAUGCCCGAAGCAAGAAGCUGAUCCAGAACGCUACAAAUGUCGACAAUGCGUCGCUCGACGGGUGGUUCGCGGGGGGUGGUCUCACGAAAGAUUCUGCUGCAGGCCUGGAAAUCAACUCUCGGUCAUGCUUGAUCAUGGACGAAGUGGAUGGAAUGUCAGGGGGCGAUCGGGGAGGGGUCGGAGCGAUGAACAUCCUCAUCAAGAAAACAAGAAUCCCGAUCAUUCUUAUCUGCAACGACGCUAGUACGCCGAAGAUGAAACCGCUUAAUGGAACCACCUGGCCAAUGAAAUUCCGACGACCCUCGAAUACUGAAAUGCGGGCUCGCUUGAUGACGAUCGCGUUCAAGGAGGGUUUGAAGCUGGAGGCAUCCGCUCUGGAUACCCUGAUCGAAUCUAGCCAGUCGGAUCUGCGGCAAGUGCUGAAUAUGCUUUCAACGUGGAGAUUGUCGAAACAGGCAAUGUCAUUUGAAGAUGGCAAGAGUCUUGGCAAAGAAAGCCAAAAAUAUACCAUCAUGACCCCCUUCAACAUCGUGCCUGCCCUGAUCGGUCCAUAUGCCUUUUCCAAGACCAGUCGCCAGACUCUAAAUGACAAGCUGGAUCUGUACUUCCAAGACUUUAGCUUUGUUCCUCUCUUCAUCCAAGAAAACUAUCUCAAGAACGCUCCGGCUAGAAUUCCGAAAGGCGACGAUCCAGAGAGUCAGAUGAAACGGCUCGAAUGCUUUAGCAAGGCUGCUGAUGCCAUCUCGGAUGGGGAUUUGAUUGACCGAAUGAUACAUGGUCAAGAACAGCACUGGUCCCUCUUGCCUGCACAUGGGUUCAGCUCUACCAUUCGUCCCGCCUACUGGAUUUAUGGAGGAAGUUCAGCGGCCGGAUACAACCCGGUUUCUUUCCCUGCUUUCUUGGGCCAAAACUCGAAACGUCAAAAGCUGGCCAGACUCCUUGGAGACAUCCAGAUCAAGAUGCGCUUGAAAGUAUCUGGUAGUCGCGAUGAAGUACGCCAAGACUACAUGCCCUUGCUGGCAUCGAAAAUUGUCCUUCCGCUCACCAGGAAGGACGAAGCCGCGGACGCGCCAGAAAGCAUCAUUCCCUAUCUCGAUGAAUAUUAUCUUAACAAAGAGGAUUGGGACGCCUUUGUAGAGCUUGGAGUUGGAGAAAUGAAAGGUGAAACUAUCUCUAGCAGGAUCCCCGCAGCAACCAAAGCGGCUUUCACUCGAGCGUAUAACAAGGUGGAUCAUCCUGUUGCGUUCCACCGAGGUGAACUGCUCUUUGCCGGAAAGAAGGGAACAGCACCUAGGCCAGAUUUCGAUGAAGCGUUUGAUGAGCAAGAAGCGCCGGCAGGAGAUGAGGACGACGCCGACGCCGAGACACCUGAUCCCAACGCCGACUUGGGCAAGGACAAGUUGAUCAAGAUGCCAAAACCCAAGAGAGCUAGCAAGGCCACCCCUGCGGCCAGCAAGGCGCCAGUGAAGCGUAAGAAGAAGGAUUGA